Molecule: messenger RNA, 3066 nt
Organism: Cladocopium goreaui
Lineage: Eukaryota; Dinophyceae; Suessiales; Symbiodiniaceae
Source: the annotation of a GenBank genome assembly
AUGAGCAUCGGCGAACUGAAGGCCCUGGGGACUGAAGUUGCUGAGCCCAAAAAAAAAUUAGCAAAGUUGCGUUUAGAGCUUUCCUCCCUCAAACGAUUUUUGUUAGAGAAAGAGUCUGGUGAAUCCGAAAGUUCUUUUUCUUUUGUUUCAGAACCACCCCUUGCUGGCCCACGGGCCGAACUGUCAGCUGCAGCUGCUGAUUUGUUUCCACAGCCAUCUUGGUGUGGGAAUGUCUCCUGCAGUGGUUCGAGAUCCAGCCCCGCUUCUACCAUCUCUUGGGAGCGUCGUCUGGAAAUUAGCCGUGAGGUUGGCAGGUUCUUGGCUCCUGCAGUAAGAUCGGAGUACCAUGGCUCUUCUGGCAGAGAGAAGAUCCCCUUAGCAUCUCGUUUCUGGUUGGUGGCGAGAAGCUUCCACGGCGAGGUGCUCAAUCCCAUUCGUGUCUUCUCCAAGUGGGGCCUUGCCAAGGAACUGGUGAAACGCGGCUCUGAGUGUGGCGAAUCGGUCUUCGUGGGGCUUCCAUCGCAGUGUGAGAUUGGGUGUGCCAUUGCGGUCUUGGUGUGUGUUCCUUUUUCACCAUGGCAUCGUCAAGUGAGCCGCCGUGUCCUGAAAGCUACGUUGACAAAGCCAAGUGCAGUGGAAGUUUUGGCAGUUCCAGAAGAAUCUCGAGAAGAGCCUCAGGAAGAAGCCAAAUGCAUGAAGUUGUGGGUCGGUUUGAUCACCCACGAAUUGGUGGGGCAUGUGCAUUGGGACGAAGAUCCCGGAGCAGCAGAAUGUGCUUUCACUCUAGAUGGUGUGCAAGGGUUUGUGCCUUUUGCCAAAUCUUUGGCGGAUGCAGCUUCCGAGCAUUUUGCGUUCCUCUCAGCAGAGAGCAUGGAAGCGUCUGGUCUGGAUCUCAAAAGCUGGACUCUCGCAUGGACAGGUGUCAGUUUGGAGAACCCGUAUCCAGACCUGGAUCCGGGCAUGGUGGAGGCGGCGUUAGCGUCUGGCAUAGAGAAGUCUUCUUUGGAGCAGAUGCAAGCAUUGGUGAGCAAAGGUUUGAAGAAGAAUGUGAAGCUUACCGACCCCUUUCUGGGGAACCUAGCCGACCCUCUUUCCGAGAGCGAAGGCGAGGUGCCAGAAGAGGAAGACGGGUCUGUGUUUGCGCCAAUUUCUUCGGACCCCGUUGCAGCUGCGCUUGGGAAACUGACGGAGAUUGCGGGGGUGCUUGCAGAAGACCGGAAAAAGAAGCCUUCUGUUUCAAAACUGGAAGCUGCUCUGGAUUCUGCGCAUGGCGGACACAGCGAAGUUGCGGUGGGGAGUGGAAAACGUUUUGCAGCAGCUUGGCGAGCUUUUCGCGUGAUUCUGAGGGACGCCCCAGGGGACGGGAGACCUCCCUUUCUCUCGACUGUUGGACCCUCGGUGGGCAGAAAUUUCAGCCUGUUCGCUGUAGGGAAGGAUGCUCUGCUUGAUCGUGUGAUUUUGGACGGCCGUCCUGCCAACUGUUUGGUGCAAAAGCUGGACUCUUGGACUGCUUCUAUGGCUUCAGCUACAUGUUUGGUGGAUAUAUGCGUUGGUCCAGGAGAAGUGUUGUUGUGCUCUGGAGAAGAUCUUCGCGACUUCUUCUACCAGUUCAAAGUCACUCCCUCUAGGACAGCACGUAACACCUUGGCCGAGCCCCUAAAUUUAGCAGAAGCUGAUAAAGUUUUUGGCAAACAGUUUGAGGAUGGCAGGGGUUUGACCUACUGCGGGUUGAGCUCUUUAGCCAUGGGCGACACCAAUGCCUGCGAGUUUGCGCAAGCUAGUCACCUUGCCAUGAUGUUGUUUCAUGAAGUUCUCUUUUCUCACGAGCUUCUGCAUAUGCAUGGCAAAGUGCCUCGUUCCUUUUUCUGCGGAGGGAUCAUCACAGAUGACUUGGUGCUUCUGGAGAAAUGUUUGAAAGAGCAGUUUGAGGCUGUCGGCAAUGGCUUUGAGACGGAAAAAUCCUUGGUUUUGCAGCUUUCAGAUGAAUUCAUUUCAGAGCUUUGGAGCUUGAUUCUGGUAGGAUUUCAGCCGCAGAAGUUUGAAGAGAGGAGCUUGGGCCUCUGGACUUUGCUAGCUCGUGGUUUGCACUAUUAUGAGAGGUGGAGGUUGAAGGUUGCCGUUCCAACACAUAUCAAUGUCCUGGAAAUGAAAUCUUUUCUACGAGAAGAACGCUUGAUCUCCUAUAAGCAAAAGCAUGUGAGAUGUCUAUUCGGCUUAGAUUCACAGGUUUGCUUAGGUGCUCUUUGCAAAGGACGAGCUGGGUCCAUCACUUUGAACCGAGAAAUGCGGCGCAACGUUCCUCACAUUUUGGGUUCUGACCUCUACUCUUUGUUUAUGUAUUUCCCUUCUGCGGUGAACAGAGCUGAUGACCCAACGAGACAUUCCAUUCCUCGAGGCCCUGACGUUGAUCUUCCAUUCUGGUGGUCGGGCGCGCUGCAUGGAGACUUUUCUGGCCAUGAUGCGUGGAUUAAAGGUGUUGAGGAGGAUGUCUUUAAAGCUCCCUUUGACCUCACUACCUUGAAGUCUACUUUUUCUCCUUUAUUUGCAACUGCUCGAGAAAGGCACGACGGAGGGCUCGUCAAAAGGCAGCUACGUGUUGAGGAGAAGUUGUCCUCGCGACCGAGCGCGAAUUUGUCCUCGCGGCCAAGCACGAAUUUGUCCUCGCAGCCGAGCGCGAAGUUGUCCUCGCAGCCCGAGCGCGAAGUUGUCCACGCGCACGAGCGCGAAUACGAUAUCCUUGCGACCGAGCGCGAAUGUGUCCUGGCCCAUGAGGGCGUUUACAAUAUCUGCAGAGCGGACGAAGACCUCCUUGAUGAGAAGGUGCGCAUGCAGAUUGUCGUGUUGCUACGAGGCGGUUGCUUCAGAACCUUGGGAGCAGCCAUCAUUUGCUGCUCUUUUAGUGUUGCAGUUGAUGAGGGCAAUAGCCAUAGCGACUUUCUUAGUCUUCUGCUACAGAUUUGUCAAGAAGGCGGCAUUUUUACUGGUUUGAGAGCCCAGAUUCCUCUUGGCUUUUCCGACUGGAGGGUUAUGCAGCAUAUCGAUGCCCCAAAUCUGAACAGAUCAUGA